AUGGCCGACGAUGGCAUGUUCCUGAACUUCUCCGUCGACGAGAGCCUUCCCUCUGCCGCUGCCAACAGCACGCGCAAAUUCAAAGGUGGGUCGUGGAGAGACCGUCUGAGAGCGAAAAGGUCAGCUCAGAGACGGGAAAGAGGCGGCGACCAGAAGAGACAACACGAUGUAAACACAGUCCCUAUAGCGCAGGGCCGCUUCGAGGGCCGAACGAAUAAACAUACACACGGAGGUCAAUCUGAUGAAUUCCCAGAUGCUCGACCGGCUAAGAGGAGGCGUGAAAAUGGACAUGUGCCAGAUUCAGCACAAGUUCAACAUCCCGCGCAGAGGCGAAAUAAUGAGCAGAGGCCACCUACAGCAGGCCCUCGCGAAGUUAUUUCUUCACUCUUCACCUACAAUCCGAAGCCAUCGACCGCUGUGGAACAACUCAAGGAUAGCGGAGAAGAAGAGAAGCCAACGGCGCCUUCUAACGCCCCUCUGAUUGAUGGUAUUGACACCUUCACAUCUCUCGGCCUUUCCUCCACCAUAGCUACGCAUCUCUUAACCAAGAUGAACCUCAAAACCCCUACGGCGAUCCAAAAGGCAGCGGUUUCACAAAUGCUAAAGGACGACAGCGAUGCAUUCAUACAGUCGGAGACCGGCUCCGGGAAGACGUUGGCAUAUCUACUCCCUUUGGUACAGCGAAUCAUGACCAUGUCUGAACAAGUGGCAGAAAAUAAAGAAGAUUACACACAAGAUCCGUCGAUGCUACAUCGCGACUCUGGUCUUUUCGCCAUCAUCCUUGCUCCGACCCGCGAGCUGUGCAAACAGAUCUCUGUCGUUCUCGAGCGCUUGCUCGGUUGUGCGCACUAUAUCGUCGCUGGCCAUGUAAUAGGGGGCGAAAAGAAGAAAUCAGAGAAAGCACGCAUGCGAAAGGGUCUCAACAUUUUGGUGGCGACGCCCGGUCGAUUAGUUGACCACCUGGAAAAUACAAAGGCGCUGGAUGUGAGCAACGUCCGGUGGCUGGUCCUAGAUGAGGGGGAUCGAUUGGUGGAUCUCGGAUUUGAAGAGGACAUUACCAAGAUCGUGAAGACUCUAGAUCAGAAAAAGAGGCCGAGGGGCAGCAGCAAAUGGCCGGGUCUGCCUGAAAAACGGACAACGGUGCUGUGUUCGGCGACAUUGAAGAUGAACGUACAGAAGCUGGGGGAGAUAAGCCUGAAAGAUGCUGUCCUAAUCAAAGGUGAUUCUGGGGACGGCGAUGGACUAGGACAAGGAGAGGCAGCCGGCGACGCGACGACGAAUGGCAACGGCACGAGGGAUUCCGCAUUCCUAGCUCCAGCACAGCUCAAGCAAUCCUAUAUCAUCGCGGCUGCAAAACUCAGGUUCGUCACACUUACAGCAUUACUAAAGCGAACCUUCGCGCGAAAGGGAUCAGUCAUGAAGGCCAUCGUUUUUGUCUCUUGCGCGGAUUCCGUCGAAUUCCAUUUCAAGGCAUUCACAACGGCAUUCGAGGGACAUGAUUCUUCAGAGGAUAAGGAACCUGAACAUGACCACGGGGAAACCGACUCUCAGGCCGAAGAUGUUGAAGCUGGCAAACCCUCGCCAACCUCGACCCGUGACCCAUCCGUCUCCGACUCGAUCCUGCCCUCCCCUACCCUCUCGUCCUCGCACAACCAAGUAACGCUUUACAAACUGCACGGAUCUCUGCCUCAAAUCACCCGCACCAACAUCGUCAAACGCUUCGCCGCCACCACUUCUCCGUCUCUGUUGGUCGCCACGGACGUCGCCUCUCGCGGCCUUGACCUACCCAACCUCGAUCUUGUGAUUGAGUACGAUCCGGCAUUCAGCGCCGAAGACCACGUGCAUCGGAUUGGGCGCACCGCUCGUCUGGGACGGGAUGGCAGAGCUAUCAUUUUCCUACUCCCGGGCAAGGAAGAAGGCUACGUCUCGGUGCUGAAAAGCUCAUACAAGACAGGAUCCGAUACCGUGGCGAAUGUCUCCUCCGUGUCCGCUGAGGAAGUGCUCAAAAAGGGUUUCACGCCACUCAGCGGCGUUAUUCCGACCAAGAAUAAAACCCACAAGAGCGAGAAGGGUGGUGCAGAUUGGCAAUCUCGCGCCACGGACCUUCAACUCUCGCUCGAGCGCUUCAUCUUGUCAUCCCCGCAAAACAAAGACUUAGCGAAGAGAGCUUUCCAAAGCCACGUGAGGGCCUAUGCGACGCACAUCGCCAGUGAGAGAAAGUGGUUCGAUAUCAAGGAGCUGCACCUGGGCCAUCUUUGUAAGAGUUUCGGCUUGAGAGAGACGCCAAGUGGGAUGGGGGUGGGCCGGAACAAGAAGGCCGCCGGGUCGAAGAGGGGGCGGAGCGCGACGGAUAGUGGUGCCAUACGGCAUGUAGGCGGCGACAGAGCAAGGACACGAGAUGCCGAUGCCGAUGUGGACAAUGCCGGUGACGCUGAUGAAGCGGCGCGGAAAAUGAGGGAGAAGAUCCGAAUGAACAGGAAGAUGAUGAUGGGAGGGACCGCGGACGAGUUUAAUAUCGCUUGA
Messenger RNA from Fonsecaea multimorphosa CBS 102226, 2523 nucleotides. RefSeq lists its product as uncharacterized. Lineage: Eukaryota; Fungi; Ascomycota; Eurotiomycetes; Chaetothyriales; Herpotrichiellaceae. Bases 1 to 2523 code for a protein of 840 amino acids. Gene Ontology annotation, molecular function: nucleic acid binding; ATP binding. The record is from RefSeq and is a predicted model, not a curated record. Gene Ontology annotation, biological process: ribosome biogenesis. The transcript has a single exon. Gene Ontology annotation, cellular component: nucleus.